Messenger RNA from Cladophialophora bantiana CBS 173.52, 441 nucleotides. RefSeq names its product histone H3. Lineage: Eukaryota; Fungi; Ascomycota; Eurotiomycetes; Chaetothyriales; Herpotrichiellaceae. Bases 1 to 441 code for a protein of 146 amino acids. Gene Ontology annotation, cellular component: nucleosome. The transcript has 4 exons. Gene Ontology annotation, molecular function: DNA binding; structural constituent of chromatin; protein heterodimerization activity. Gene Ontology annotation, biological process: rRNA transcription. The record is from RefSeq and is a predicted model, not a curated record.
AUGGCGCGCACGAAGCAAAAGCAAGGUCGUUCUGUCGUUAAAUUAUUCGGCAAACAGCCGCGUAUAUCGCUGCAUGCGAAGGCAGCUCGCAAGACGCUGAAGACGGCACCCCGAACUGGAGGCGUGAAAAAGCCUUUUCGAUAUAAACUAGGUACUGUGGCUCUUCGAGAGAUACGGCGAUAUCAGAGAUCCACCGAAAUGCUCAUCCGAAAACUGCCAUUCCAACGCCUUGUUCGAGAAAUUGCCCAUGAUAUCACACCGGCCCUCCGAUUUCAGUCAUCUGCCAUUGGAGCCCUCCAAGAAGCUACCGAAGCAUACCUCGUGUCAAUCUUUGAAGACACUAAUCUGUGUGCAAUUCACGCCAAACGUGUCACGAUUCAGUCUAAGGAUAUGCAAUUGGCACGACGCCUACGUGGUGAAAACAUCGACUACAGUCGAUAA